UUGGCGGCGGCGGCGGCGGCGGCGCUCUGAGAAUCGGGGUUGGGGGGGGGGGGCUUUGUGCGCGGCGGCGGGAGCGGGUGGCGGCAGUAGCGGCGGCAGCGGCGGCAGCGGCGGCGGCUGGGACUCAGGCAGAGGUUGAGGGGCACUGUCCACCCACCAGUCGCUGCGAAGAGGCGUGUGCGACGGCCAACAGGAGCCCAGAGCUUCCCGCUGCCCCUGCCCGGCCGCCAGCCACAGGCUUCUCUCUCUGGCAACAGCAGCGGCGGUAGCAGCAGCAGCAGCAGCAGCAGCUGCGCGGCGAGCCCCCACCCUCCCGCCUCCCACCACCCCACCUCCCGCUGCUUUCCUCGUCUCAGCUCCUCGCCCGGCCCGGCCCGGCCGUGGCCCUCUUCUAUGCCGGCCGCCAUGGCAGAGGCAUCCGGCGCGGGAGAAAUCUAGCCCGGGGAUUUCAUGCGGCCUAGCUUGGUUCCGGCUCCUUCCCCCCGCGGCCCCGGCGGCCGCCCGCACCCCAGCCCCGCUCCGGGCCCUCCGUGUGUCUCCUGUCUCCUGUGAUCGUACUGACACACGGCCGGGGGGUUAGAAUGGAACAAACUGAAGGCCCGAUGAGAGAAAGGGAAAGUUAAGGAUGCUGGAGCAGAACAAUGGAUUUCUCUUUCUCUUUCAUGCAAGGGAUCAUGGGAAACACAAUUCAGCAACCACCUCAACUCAUUGACUCCGCCAACAUCCGUCAGGAGGAUGCCUUUGAUAACAACAGUGACAUUGUUGAAGAUGGUGGCCAAACACCGUAUGAAGCUACCUUGCAGCAAGGCUUUCCAUACCCACCUACAACAGAAGAUCUUCCUCCACUCACAAAUGGCUAUCCACCAUCAGUCAGUAUGUAUGAAACUCAAACCAAAUACCAGUCAUAUAAUCAGUAUCCCAAUGGGUCAGCCAAUGGCUUUGGUGCAGUUAGAAACUUUAGCCCCACUGACUAUUACCACUCAGAAAUUCCAAACACAAGACCACAUGAAAUUCUGGAAAAACCUUCGCCUCCACAGCCACCACCUCCUCCUUCGGUACCACAAACUGUGAUUCCAAAGAAGACUGGCUCUCCUGAAAUUAAACUAAAAAUAACCAAAACUAUCCAGAAUGGCAGGGAAUUGUUUGAGUCUUCUCUUUGUGGAGACCUUUUAAAUGAAGUACAGGCAAAUGAGCACACAAAGACAAAGCAUGAAAGCAGAAAAGAAAAAAGGAAAAAAAGCAACAAGCAUGACUCAUCUAGAUCUGAAGAGCGCAAGUCACACAAAAUCCCCAAAUUAGAACCAGAAGAACAAAAUAGACCAAAUGAGAGGAUUGAUACUGUUUCAGAAAAUCCAAGAGAAGAUCCAGUCAUAAAAGAGGAAACCCCAGUUCAGCCAAUCCUGUCUUCUGGUCCAACAACAGACGUGUCUGCUGGUGUUAUGUUCCAGGUUGGCGAUCUUGUUUGGUCUAAGGUGGGAACGUAUCCUUGGUGGCCUUGUAUGGUUUCAAGUGAUCCCCAGCUUGAAGUUCAUACCAAAAUUAACACAAGAGGUGCCCGGGAAUAUCAUGUUCAGUUUUUUAGCAACCAGCCAGAAAGGGCAUGGGUUCAUGAAAAGCGAGUACGAGAAUAUAAAGGUCAUAAACAGUAUGAAGAGUUAUUGGCUGAAGCAACCAAACAAGCCAGCAAUCACUCUGAGAAACAAAAGAUUCGAAAACCCCGACCUCAGAGAGAGCGUGCUCAAUGGGAUAUUGGCAUUGCCCAUGCAGAGAAAGCAUUGAAAAUGACCCGGGAAGAAAGAAUAGAACAGUAUACUUUUAUCUAUAUUGAUAAACAGCCUGAGGAAGCUCUAUCCCAAGCAAAAAAGAAUGUUGCCUCUAAAACUGAAGUUAAAAAAACCCGAAGACCAAGAUCAUUGCUGAGUUCUCAGCCAGAACAGACCAAUGCAGGUGAGGUGCCCACCUCACUAUCAAGUACUGAAAAUCGGAGACAAAGUCAGAGGCGGCACACCAGUGUAGAAGAGGAAGAAGCACCUCCUGUUAAAAUUGCCUGGAAAACAGCAGCAGCGAGGAAAUCCUUACCAGCUUCCAUUACAAUGCACAAAGGAAGCUUGGAUUUGCAGAAGUGUAACAUGUCUCCAGUUGUGAAAAUCGAACAAGUGUUUGCUCUUCAGAAUGCUACAGGAGAUGGGAAAUUUAUUGAUCAGUUUGUUUAUUCAACAAAGGGAAUUGGUAACAAAACGGAAAUAAGUGUCAGGGGACAAGACAGACUUGUAAUUUCUUCACCAAAUCAGAGAAAUGAAAAAACAACUCAGAAUGUAUCAUCUCCUGAAGCAACAUCUGGUUCUGCAGGCUCAGUAGAAAAGAAGCAACAAAGAAGAUCAGUUCGAACCCGUUCUGAGUCAGAGAAAUCCACUGAAGUUGUGCCAAAGAAGAAGAUCAAAAAGGAGCAGGUUGAAACAAUUCCUCAGGCUACAGUGAAGGCUGGAUUACAGAAAGGUGCCAGCGAGAUUUCAGAUUCCUGUAAGCCUCUAAAGAAAAGGAGUCGCGCCUCAACUGAUGUAGAAAUGAAUAGUUCAGCAUACAGAGACACAUCUGACUCCGAUUCUAGAGGACUGAGUGAUCUGCAGGUAGGCUUUGGAAAGCAAGUUGAUAGCCCUUCAGCUACUGCAGAUGCAGACAUUUCUGAUGUGCAGUCUGUGGAUUCAAGUUUUUCACGAAGAGGUGGAAUGAGUAAGAAGGACAUUGUCUGCCAGAUCUGUGAAAGCACUGGUGAUUCUCUUGUUCCUUGUGAGGGAGAAUGCUGCAAGUACUUUCACAUGGAGUGCCUGAGAUUGACAUCACUUCCCGAUGGAAGGUUUAUCUGCACAGAAUGUAAAACCGGACAGCACCCAUGUUUUUCUUGUAAGGUAGCUGGCACAGAUGUGAAGCGCUGUUCUGUUGGUGCUUGUGGGAAAUUUUAUCAUGAAGCCUGUGUCCGCAAAUUUCCUACUGCCAUCUUUGAAUCAAAAGGCUUCCGCUGUCCUCAGCACUGCUGCUCUGCCUGCUGUAUGGAGAAAGAUAUCCACAAAGCAAGUAAAGGUCGCAUGAUCAGGUGUUUGAGGUGUCCCGUAGCCUAUCACUCUGGAGAUGCUUGUAUCGCUGCUGGGAGCCUAUUUGUGUCCUCCUGCAUUCUCAUCUGUAGCAAUCAUUCCAAACGGAGCAGUAGUUCUUCAGCUGCUAUAAAUGUAGGCUUUUGUUUCGUUUGUGCACGAGGGCUGAUAGUUCAGGACCAUUCAGACCCCAUGUUCAGUUCAUAUGCCUAUAAAUCCCACUACCUACUGAAUGAAUCAAAUCGUGCAGAGUUGAUGAAAUUACCUAUGAUUCCUUCUUCGUCAGCUUCCAAAAAGAAAUAUGAGAAAGGUGGAAGAUUGCUCUGCUGUGAAUCAUGCCCAGCUUCCUUCCAUCCAGAAUGCCUAAGCAUAGAAAUGCCAGAAGGCUGCUGGAAUUGCAAUGACUGUAAAGCUGGCAAGAAGCUACAUUACAAGCAGAUUGUUUGGGUCAAAUUGGGAAAUUACAGGUGGUGGCCAGCAGAGAUCUGCAAUCCUAGGUCUGUGCCGCUGAAUAUCCAGGGCCUUAAACAUGACUUGGGAGACUUUCCUGUCUUCUUCUUCGGUUCUCAUGACUACUACUGGGUACAUCAGGGCAGAGUGUUCCCUUAUGUUGAAGGAGACAAAAACUUUGCUGAAGGACAGACUAGUAUUAAUAAAACCUUCAAAAAAGCACUUGAAGAAGCUGCAAAACGUUUCCAGGAGUUGAAAGCACAAAGAGAAAGUAAAGAAGCAUUAGAGAUCGAAAAAAACUCAAGAAAACCCCCUCCUUACAAACACAUCAAAGCUAACAAGGUUAUUGGAAAGGUCCAGAUCCAUGUUGCAGACCUGUCAGAGAUUCCCCGCUGCAACUGCAAGCCAGCUGAUGAGAACCCAUGUGGCUUGGAGUCAGAGUGCCUGAACAGAAUGUUGCAGUAUGAGUGUCACCCGCAGGUGUGUCCGGCUGGAGAUCGUUGCCAGAACCAGUGUUUUACAAAAAGGCUCUAUCCUGAUGCAGAAAUCAUCAAAACAGAGCGAAGAGGCUGGGGCCUUAGGACCAAAAGGACCAUUAAGAAGGGUGAAUUUGUAAAUGAAUACGUCGGUGAAUUAAUUGAUGAAGAAGAGUGCAGAUUGCGAAUUAAGCGGGCCAAUGAAAACAGUGUUACUAAUUUUUAUAUGUUAACCGUGACCAAGGAUCGUAUAAUUGAUGCUGGCCCGAAAGGAAAUUAUUCUCGCUUUAUGAACCACAGUUGUAAUCCAAACUGUGAAACACAAAAGUGGACAGUGAAUGGAGAUGUUCGAGUUGGACUUUUUGCUCUUUGUGAUAUUCCUGCAGGGAUGGAGUUAACAUUUAACUAUAACCUGGAUUGUCUCGGCAAUGGCAGGACAGUGUGCCACUGCGGGGCAGAGAAUUGCAGUGGCUUUCUAGGAGUGCGGCCAAAGUCGGCAUGUGCCUCAACAGUGGAAGAAAAGACAAAAAAUGCUAAGCUAAAGCAGAAGAGACGGAAAAUCAAAGCAGAACCAAAGCAGAUGCAUGAAGAUUACUGUUUUCAGUGUGGAGAUGGUGGUGAGCUGGUCAUGUGCGACAAAAAAGACUGUCCCAAAGCAUACCACCUCCUUUGCCUUAACCUGACACAGCCACCCUAUGGAAAGUGGGAAUGCCCAUGGCAUCAGUGCAAUGAGUGCAGCAGUGCAGCUGUCUCCUUCUGUGAGUUCUGUCCACGUUCAUUUUGUAAAGAUCAUGACAAGGGGGCACUGGUUCCUUCAGCACUGGAAGGUCGGCUCUGCUGCUCUGAACAUGACCCCACAGCUCCCGUGUCACCAGAGUACUGGAGCAAGAUCAAAUGUAAAUUGGAGUCACAGGAUCAUGGAGAAGAAAUGAAAGAAUAAAUGGGUGGUGAUUUCCUUUUUUUUUUUUAAUUGAAAAAAGGAAAAGAAAAAAGCAAAUUAAUAAUGCAUUAAUUUAAAAAAGAGACUGCUGCAGUGCAUACAGCCUUUGCCAUCAGUACUGCCUUAUUAAAGUGGAAAUGGGCAACUACAGAGCAUAUAGGCAGAAGCCACUGUUUUGUUUUGUUUUGUUGGCUUAGGGGUUUUUUUCUGGUGGGUUGAAUCCCCUUGGUCUUUUCUUGCCUUUUAUUGUGCUUCAAUGCCUUUGCAGCUAGAAGAAAAGAUGGAUUCACUUUUAAAGUAAGAACAGAGAGAGAGAAAAAAAAAAGGUUUUUUUAAUGAGAUAAAUUUAAAGUCUAGAAUGUGUUCCUUGAGUGUGAAAACAUUGCCAUCAUUCCUUUAUUUAUUCUCAUUUUUUUAAGAUUUUGAGGUGUAGUUCAGAUAGGUGUGUGUGUGUGUGUGUCUGUGUGUGUGUGUGUACAUGCUCUAAGCAGGAAUUGGAGAAAGCUCUCUAGAAAAGGAUAUGAUGGUUGUUACCUCUUAACUGACCUGUAAGUAGGCUAACUUCUCUCUCCCUUCAAAAUGUGUUUCAUAGGUCUUAGAGAAAAAUUCAUUAGAAGUAUUUAAUCUGGCU
Molecule: messenger RNA, 5586 nt
Organism: Erinaceus europaeus (western European hedgehog)
Lineage: Eukaryota; Metazoa; Chordata; Mammalia; Eulipotyphla; Erinaceidae
Gene: NSD3
Product: nuclear receptor binding SET domain protein 3
Exons: 24
Coding region: 642-4955 (1437 amino acids)
Biological process (GO): regulation of DNA-templated transcription
Cellular component (GO): nucleus; chromatin
Molecular function (GO): histone H3K36 methyltransferase activity
Source: RefSeq, a predicted model, not a curated record